AUGGGGGAGCGGACCCCCAAGCUCCGGAGGGAGGACUGGGGACAGCCGAGCCGCCCCGCAGCAGCUCUGGCUCUGGGGCGAGCCCGGCCGCGCUCUCCUGCGUGCGUGUGUGUGUGUCUGGUUGCAGGAUUUGAUCCUAUUCAGGACUCCAGACAGGCACCGCUGGGCAACGGGAACAAAAGCUUGACGGUCAGCCCCAGCGUGAUGCUCCUCAUCCCACUGCCAGCCUGGCUGGCUCUGGGCAUCCUGCAGCUGCCCAUUGGCAGUUUCCAGGAAUGCCUGAACCGGCAGCAGGCACUCAGCGUGGUGCAGCAAAUGCAGAAGCUGCUGGUGGCACAGGAGGCCGCCCACCUGCAGGGCACACGCGGGCUCCGGCACCAGCUUUCCAUCCUCCAGAACCGCCUCCAGAGACCAGCCACCAAGCACAAUGAGAUGUGUCCGCAGCUGGCAGUGCCCCUGAACGGACGGAUGCUGGGCCGGAGCCUGCGGGUGGGCCACGAGGUUCACUUUGUCUGCGACGCCGGCUUCCGGCUGGUGGGCUCGGAGACGCGCGCGUGCCGGCACAACCGCACGUGGAGCGGCACCCAACCCUUCUGCAGAAGUGAGUGGAGUGGGAUUGGGGUGCCUUGCUCUGCCCUUCCGAGGGGCUCCUCUAGGUUGCAGCAAUGGGCACCGGAGUUGGGCAAGGAUGCAUUUGUGCAGCUGAUGCUCACGAGCUCCUUCUCCCUAGGUAUUGAUGACUGCUCCAGCAAUCCGUGUGCCAACAGCGGGACCUGCAUGGAUGGCAACCAGAGCUAUACGUGCCUCUGCCCCCCAGGCUGGUCAGGCCCCAGCUGCCAGAGCCCCAUCUACUCCUACUGGGUGACUCUGAGCAACACCUCCUUCAGCCGCCAGCCCCGCUGUGCCGAGGGCCGCUCGGGCUCCCGGCGCUGCAGCUGUGACACCGGCUUCCAGCUGCAACCUGGUGGCAUGUGCCAAGAUGUGGAUGAAUGCCAGCUCUACCAGUCCAGCCCCCAGACGCAGAUUUGCCUCCAUGACUGCCUCAACCUCCCUGGCUCCUAUCGCUGCCUCUGCCCCCCUGGGUAUCUGCUCCAUGCUGACCGCAAUGCCUGUGAGGACGUGAAUGAGUGCACUGGGAAGCAGCACAACUGCAGCCAGGGUGACCUCUGCAUCAACACCUUCGGGGGCCACCGCUGUGUGCGCCCCAAGUGCCCCCCGCCACGCCACAACACCAGCUAUGUCAAGACCUCUGCCUUCCAGUGCGAGAGGAACCCCUGCCCCAUGGACAGCAGAGCCUGCCAGCUGGCUGCCAGCUCCAUCUCCUUCCACUACCUGCCGCUCCAGGCCAACCGCACUGUGCCCCGUGUCCUCUUCAAGAUGUCCACCACCCGCUUCGUGGGUGACAGCCUGCGCUUCGCCAUCACGGGCGGACGGGGCCAGGGCGUCUUCGCCGUGCGGCGCUCGGACCGGCAGACGGGAGAGCUGCUGCUCACCAGCCCUGUGGCAGGGCCAGCCAUGCUGGAAGUGGAGCUGGAGAUGAGCGAGUUCUCCCACAAAGUCCUCCUGGGCAAGCACAUCUUCAAGGUCACAGCUUUUGUGUCCCCAUAUGUGUUUUGA
Pseudopodoces humilis (Tibetan ground-tit) is the source of this 1617-nucleotide messenger RNA. The record is from RefSeq and is a predicted model, not a curated record. NCBI's taxonomy places the organism in Eukaryota, Metazoa, Chordata, Aves, Passeriformes, Paridae.